Sorex araneus (European shrew) is the source of this 4129-nucleotide messenger RNA. It is a transcript of the gene CDH17, whose product is annotated as cadherin 17. Bases 19 to 2415 code for a protein of 798 amino acids. Gene Ontology annotation, cellular component: plasma membrane; catenin complex; adherens junction. Gene Ontology annotation, molecular function: calcium ion binding; cadherin binding. Gene Ontology annotation, biological process: adherens junction organization; homophilic cell-cell adhesion; calcium-dependent cell-cell adhesion. The record is from RefSeq and is a predicted model, not a curated record. NCBI's taxonomy places the organism in Eukaryota, Metazoa, Chordata, Mammalia, Eulipotyphla, Soricidae. The transcript has 16 exons.
AGUGGUCCCCUGGUACCCAUGACCUUUACUGUCUCUGAAGGCCAAGAAACGGGUCAAGUCAUUUUUCAGUUUAAAGCCGGACCUUCUGCUGUGAAUUUCAAAGUAACUGGGGAUACAGAUGGAAUAUUUCAGAUACAACAAGAUGGACUUCUGUAUUGUGAGAAAAGCCUGGACAGGGAGAAAAGAGCCGUUCACAUACUCCAGGUCUCAGCCCUGAACGCCCAGGGAGAUAUAGUUGAGGGUCCAGUUAACAUCACCAUAGAAGUGAAGGACAUCAAUGACAACAAACCUCAAUUCGUUUUAAAAAAGUAUGAAGGCUCAGUAAGACAGAAUUCUCGUCCAGGAAAACCCUUCAUGUAUGUAAAUGCCACUGAUUUGGAUGAUCCAGACACGCCUUAUGGCCAGCUUUUUUAUAAAAUUAUGCUCCAACUUCCCAAGAUGAACGACAUCAUGUAUUUUCAGAUCAACAACAAAACUGGGGCAAUUUCACUUACCCGAGACGGAUCUAAGGAUUUGGAUCCCGCUAAGAAUUCUCAUUACCAGCUGGUAGUUACUGUGAAGGAUAUGGGAGAUCAGGAAGAAAAUUCUUUCAGUGACAAUGUAGAUGUGGAAAUCACAGUGUUGGACAAUAUUUGGAAAGCACCAGAACCUGUGAAGAUUGUAGAGAACUCAGCUGAGCCUCACCCCAUGAAAAUCACUCAGGUCCGGUGGAAUGAUCCAGGCGCAUUUUACAGCUUAGUUGAAAAGGAAAAGCUGCCCAGGUUUCCGUUUUCAAUUGACCAGAACGGGGAUAUUUAUGUGACUGAGCCCUUGGACCGAGAAGAAAAAGAUUCCUAUGUUUUUUAUGCAGCUGCAAAGGAUGAGCAUGGAAAUCAUCUUGCACGUCCUCUCGAAGUGAAAGUGGAAGUUGUAGACGUAAAUGAUAAUCCACCUUCUUGUCCCUCUACCCGGACUGUAUUUGAGGUCCAGGAGAAUGAAAAUAUAGCGAAUUAUAUUGGGAAAUUCAUUGCCCAUGACAUAGAUGAAGAAAACAGUAUGAACAGUCUUUUAAAAUACAAGAUUGUGGAUCAGACCCCCAAACAUCCUAGAGAAGAUCUCUUCUUGAUGCAGGAAUACACCGGAAUAAUACAGUUAGCUACACAGCCCUUGAAGAAGCAAGACUCUCCGCAGUACAAUCUGACAAUAGAGGUGUCUAACCAAGAAUUCACCACGCUCUGUCAUGUGGAAAUCAACGUCAUUGAUAUCAAUGAUCAGAUCCCCAUCUUUGAAACAUCAGAUUAUGGAAACCUGACUCUCCCUGAAGACACGCCGAUUGGAUCCACCAUCUUAGUCAUCCAGGCCACAGACUCUGAUGAGCCUUUCACUGGGAGUUGGAAGAUCCUGUAUCAAAUUGUAGAGGGAGACCCUGAGGGCCAGCUGGACAUUGAGACAGAUCCCAUUACGAACGCUGGCUCUGUCAUAGUUAAAAAGCCUCUUGAUUUUGAGACAACACCCAUUCACAAUAUCCGGUUCAAAGCAGAAAAUCCAGAACCUCUGGUGAAGAGUGUACAGUACAAUGACAGCUCUUAUGCCACGUUCCGGCUUUUCGUGACCAACAUGAAUGAAGCACCUUGGUUUUCCCAACUUGUGUAUCAAGAAAGCGUCAGUGAGGAUGUGCCGAUAGGUACUAAAGUAGGCGAAGUGAUUGCAAAGGAUCCGGAAGGUCUGAACAUAAGUUAUGCACUGAGAAAUGACAAGGAUGGAUGGCUUAGAAUUGACCCCUUCACCGGCGAGAUCUUUAGUGCAGCUAACUUGGACAGGGAAACUCACAAUCCAUAUCGAGUGCAAGUGGUGGCCACUGAAACAGGUGGCUCUGCCCUGAGCACUACAGCGGAGUUCCACCUGGACCUUCGGGACGUGAACGACAAUGCCCCCCGGCUGGCCAAGGAUUACAACGGCCUGUUCUUGUGCCACCCCCUCCAAGCCCCUGGAAGUGUCAUCUUUCAGGCCACCGAUGACGAUGCGCCGCCUUAUCGGGGUUUCCAGUUCACAUUUUCCCUGGGCAGCGACUCCCUUAAGAACACCUGGGAGGUUUCCAAAAUCAACGGGUCAUAUGCCAAAGUUUCCACCAAGCACACAAACUUUGAAGAGAAAGUUUAUAAUAUUCCAAUCCGCAUCAAUGAUAAUGGCAAUCCACCUAUGGAAAGUACCGUCAAUUUGCCAGUAACUUUCUGCAAGUGUGAGGAAGGAAGUUGUUACCGGCCAGUAGGUCAGCAGCCUGGAAUUCCCACUGUGGGCAUGGCAGUAGGCAUACUCCUGGUCACCUUUUUGGUUAUUGGUAUAAUUUUAGCAGUUGUGUUUAUCCGAAUAAAGAAGGACAAAAAUCAAGAUAAUGAAAAUGCGAAUGCAUCUGAAAUCAAACCUCUGAGAAGCUGAAUUUUUAAAAGAAUGUUUUUAAUAUCAAUACUAUUUUAAUACCGUACCCACUACUAUUUCAGUAACAACCAUUAUAUCCAAUCAUUUUGCUUUUCACAUGACAUAUACACUAGAGGGGGUUAUUUUUUUUACAGAUAUUUACUCUUGCCCUUCAGUAUUUUAUUAUUGAGUAAAUAAGAUUCAAUAAUUUACAAUAAGAUAUAAGAUUUUCCCCCAUGACAUAUUUCACCUCUGCAAAAGCCUUAGCUAUUUAUCCAAAACUAAAAAUGUUGGUUUUCUUUAUGGAGAGAAAGAUGAACUAAUGAAUUAUUUGGUUCAUAUUUUCUUCAUCCAGGAGAUUUAUCAGCUGUCUAGCACAUAAUUGUUUAUUCCAUUUGUGUUUUUUCUGAUCACACCUUGUGUUCCCAAUCUCCAUGACUCCUUUGGUUAUUUAAUAACUCCUUUGGUUAUUAGAUAAAUAAUUGGUUAUUUAGCAAUUCUAACAAAUUUAUUGGAAAAAAAGCAAAAUGAAGCCUUGGCGGGGGGAGAGUGAAGAGGAAAUUUAUCCAUAGUUUAAACAGAAAUUCUUUGAUUUUUUUUUUUGGUAGAGUUCCAUGUGGAUUGUUUUUUGAGAUUUUUCCACACUGAUCUCUGCAUAAUCUGUGAUACACAUGUAUUAUUCCUACUUCAUAAAGCCUGAGUACAGAAACCAACCAUCAGGUUUACUUGCUACCUAUCAUGCUUACAUGCUACGCAUGUUGUCUUUAUGUGUAUAUUAAUAAAGUUUUGGUUAUUGUAUAUUUAAUGUGUGUAAGGAAAUUAAGAAAGCAUGAGAGAAGUAGUGACAAAAAUCAAAAUAAACUUUGGCUUUGGUUGUUUUCCAGACGGUUUUGUCUCUGCUUCCUAGGUUGUUUAUUUAUUAAGAGAGAGACUGGCUAACAAUGGCAACAUGCUGUUUAAUAAAAUUGCUCCCCAUGCAGAAUUAGCCCAAGAAGAAGAGGAUAUAAAAUGAAAUAAAAUUUUAUGAUGAUUAUGACCACAGAUUUAGUUGCUCAGAGUAAAUGCAGAGGGAAUUAAAAACUUAUUAGGAGGUGGUUCAAAAUGGAGGCAUAGGAAGAUUUUCUGAAUUCAUCAAACAAAUCGUUACGAACAAUGACUGAACAUAAACUAAGAAUCUUUCCCACAACAAGUAUAAAGUAAUGUAACUCUAGAGAUUUUUAGGGGGAUAAUCUGGUUGGGGAAGAUAACUCCUUCGGUACUGAGCAACACCCAGUGCAGUGCCUCCAGGGGUCACCCCAGGGGUGCUCAAGGGGAGUAUACAUUUGGCAGCAAUCAAACUUGGGUCUCCCAUAGUGAACGCCAACCCUUUCCGGGAGCCAGCUCCCAAUUCAAGUGGAAAUAAUGCUGUGUUCAUUUAUAACUCAAUAAAAGGGAGGCUUGUGUCAUUAACAAAUAAGUUUUUUAACGUUAAGAUAAUAAGUAGUGUUUGAAACUUCAAAAAGUAAAUAAAUAAAUUUAAAUUAGAGAAUGUUGGUGGUUUAGAAGCAUUUCUAGGCUGAUGCCCAUCAUCUGGCUUCUGAUUUGACACCCAAAAGCAUUAAACAUUAUACAACCUCUCCUCUUCUAACGUUAAAGAAUUUUCUGCUUUAAAAAAUUCGUAUCUUUCCAAGUGCUCUUAUAAUGACAGCCAAAGAAGUUCAUGGACUUCUAUUUUUCAUAAAUAAUCCUCUAUUUA